Molecule: messenger RNA, 957 nt
Organism: Cervus elaphus (red deer)
Lineage: Eukaryota; Metazoa; Chordata; Mammalia; Artiodactyla; Cervidae
Product: olfactory receptor 8K3-like
Exons: 1
Coding region: 1-957 (318 amino acids)
Biological process (GO): G protein-coupled receptor signaling pathway; sensory perception of smell
Cellular component (GO): membrane
Molecular function (GO): odorant binding; G protein-coupled receptor activity; olfactory receptor activity
Source: RefSeq, a predicted model, not a curated record
AUGUUUUCUGAUAAAAUGGAAGAACACAACAGAACCGUGCUGAGCGAAUUCAUCCUCAUGGGAAUCACAGACCGCCCCGAGCUGCAGGCUCCAUUGUUUGGGCUCUUCCUCAUCAUCUACGUGACCUCCGUGGUGGGCAACUUGGGCAUGGUCAUCCUCACUAAGGUGGACUCCAGGCUACAGACACCCAUGUACUUCUUUCUCAGGCACCUGGCUCUUACUGAUCUCGGUUAUUCAACAGCGGUAGGACCCAAAAUGUUGGUAAAUUUUGUUGUGGAUCAGAAUAAAAUCUCCUAUUAUUUGUGUGCUACACAGAUGGGUUUUUUCAUCAUGUUCAUUAUUAAUGAACUUUUUAUUCUGGCGACAAUGUCUUAUGAUCGCUAUGUGGCCAUUUGUAACCCUCUGCUCUACACAGUCAUCAUGUCACAAAGGGUGUGUAAAGUGCUGGUGGCAAUUCCUUAUGUCUAUAGCACAUUUGUGUCUCUGUUGAUCACCAUAAAGCUUUUUAAUUCAUUCUUCUGUGGCUAUAAUAUCAUCAAUCAUUUCUACUGUGACAAUUUCCCCUUGUUAUCUUUGCUUUGCUCAGACACACAUGAAAUUGAACUUAUGAUAAUGAGUUUCUCAUCUUUUAAUUUGAUUUUCACCCUUACGAUAGUUCUUGUGUCUUACCUGCUUAUCCUUGCAGCUAUUCUCAGGAUGAAAUCUGCGGAAGGUAGGCGGAAGGCUUUUUCUACCUGUGGAUCCCACCUGACAGUGGUCACCGUGUUCUAUGGCACUUUGACAUUUAUGUAUGUGAAACCCAAGUCCAGUCAUUCCUUUGACACUGAUAAAGUGGCGUCUAUAUUCUACACUCUUGUUAUUCCCAUGUUGAAUCCUUUGAUUUACAGCUUAAGAAACAAAGAUGUAAAAUAUGCACUACAGAAGAUGUGGAGAAAACUAUUUAGCAUCUUUUCGUAA